Messenger RNA from Papaver somniferum (opium poppy), 354 nucleotides. RefSeq names its product non-specific lipid-transfer protein B-like. The record is from RefSeq and is a predicted model, not a curated record. Gene Ontology annotation, biological process: lipid transport. Bases 1 to 354 code for a protein of 117 amino acids. Gene Ontology annotation, molecular function: lipid binding. Gene Ontology annotation, cellular component: membrane. Lineage: Eukaryota; Viridiplantae; Streptophyta; Magnoliopsida; Ranunculales; Papaveraceae. The transcript is spliced from 2 exons.
AUGAUGAAGGUGUUUCUCUGUGUUGUUGCUGUUCUAGCCAUGGCUCAUCAGAUGGUGGAACCAACCCAAGCAGCCUUUACCUGUACCGAUGUUGACAAGUGCCUUGUUCAAUGCAUGCCAUACUUGGUCGGCACUGCAACUGUGCCUGCUCCAGCAUGUUGUGAUGGAGUUAAGCAAAUCAAAGCGAUGGCAACUACCACUGAAGACAAACGCCAAGCAUGCGGCUGUGUUAAAGAUGCGGCUAAUAAGUACCAGAACAUAAAAGAAGAUGCAGCCAGUGGACUCCCUACCAAGUGUGGUGUUCCUCUCUCUUACCCUAUCUCCAAAAAUAUUGAUUGCAGCACGAUCAACUAA